GGGGCUCCUCUGUGUCGGGCUCUGCGCGGCGGCCGGGCGCGUCCCUGCGGGCACCGGUGGAUGCGUGCGGGGCUGCUCGGGCACGGCGGGUCUCUGCGGGAGCCGCGCCCUGCGCGCUCUCGCCCGCGGAGUUGGUCGCAGGCCCUACGGAUUUCAAGAUAGUGUACACCUGAAGAGUGCUUGGAAAAAGCUAAGACACCUGUUAACUUGAGUCAAGCUGGAAUUCUUGUGAAAAGUUAAGCAUUUUCUUCCUGGCUGCUGGGAAAAGAUUCUGCUUUCAGUUGUCAGAGAUGGUGAUUUGAAGAAUCAUACUUCCAAUAUGAACAAAGCAAAAGCAUCAUCUGAAAAAAGUGUUUCAGCCAAUUCUCGGACUAUAUCCCUGCUGUCACAGCUGGAGAAGAUAAAUUCAGACUCUGUGUUAGGAGAAUCAGACAGUGCCAGACAUGUUACCUCCAAGAUCCUUCAUCUGGUCCAGAGUCAAGAAAAAACCAGGAAGGAGAUGACUUCUAAGGGCUCCACUGGAAUAGAAAUUAUUCUGUCAACCCUAGAGAAUACAAGAGAUCCGCAAACUAUUCUAAAUAUAUUGAAUAUUCUCAUUGAGAUAGUCUCAGUUGGUGGUGGUCGGAGAGCAAGUGUCUUAGUCACCAAAGGAGGGACACAGAUCUUGUUACAGCUGCUUUUGACUGCCAGCAAAGACUUUCCACCAAAUGAAGAACUAAUGGUGCUUCUUCAUACUCUCCUUGCAAAAAUUGGUCCAAAAGACAAGAAGAUUGGAGUGAAAGCAAGAAUAAAUGGUGUCCUAAACAUAUCAUUGAAUUUAGUGAAGCAUAAUUUGCAGAACUACAGGCUAGUAUUGCCAUGUCUUCAAGUAUUAAGAGUUUAUUCAACCAACUCUGUAAAUGCAGUAUCUCUGGGAAAGAAUGGAGUAGUAGAACUGAUGUUUAAGAUUAUUGGCCCUUUUAGUAAAAGGAACACUAGCCUUAUGAAGGUUGCUUUAGACACACUUGCUGCAUUGCUAAAAUCAAAAACAAAUGCCAGGAGAGCAGUAGACAGAGGAUAUGUGCAGGCGCUUAUAACGAUUUAUGUUGAUUGGCACCGUCACGACGGUCGACACAGAUACAUGCUGAUACGUAAAGGAUUGUUACAGUGCAUUAAAAGCGUUACAAACAUCAAACUGGGAAGAAAAGCAUUUCUUGAUGCCAAUGGGAUGAAAAUUCUUUACAACACUUCACAGGAGUGCCUUGCCGUAAGAACUCUUGAUCCUCUCGUCAAUACAUCCAGCCUAAUAAUGAGAAAAUGUUUUCCCAAAAAUCGUCUUCCUUUACCAACUAUUAAAAGUGCUUUCCAUUUCCAACUCCCAGUUAUUCCUGCCAGUGGUCCUGUGGCUCAGCUGUACAAUUUGCCUCCUGAUGUGGAUGAUGUAGUAGAUGAAAGUGAUGAUAACGAUGAUGCUGAAACAGAAUCAGAAAUUGAAACUGAAAUUGAUGAUGACAAGGACCAACAUUUUAAGAAUGAUGAUAUUGAGACGGAUAUUAAUAAACUGAAACCCAGACAGGAACUGGGAAGAUCCAUAGAAGAAUUGAAAAUGUAUGAGCAAUUUUUCCCAGAACUUUCAGAAAACUUUCAGGAAUGGGACUUAGUUUCCAAGGAACCAAAGCCUUUUGUACUUGAUGCAAAUUUGAGUGGACCUAUUGUUGUUCCUACAGCCAGUGAGGAGCGCUCUGCCGAAGCAAACCAAUCAACAAAAGGAGUUGCUUUAAAGGAAUGCAGUCCUUUAUUGACAGAGGAAUACAAUAGAAGGCCAGGGUCUCUGGAACUACCAAAGAAAGAUAACAUGAAAGGUGGUAGUUUACAUCAGCAAAAUGAUCAAAGAAACAUGCUUCCAUCAUGCCAGUGUCUAAGCCAAGAAAUUGUGAAAGGCUUGGACAGAAUCAGUCUCCAGAACAGUGCAAAAAAUGAUCAACAUUAUGGUACAGGGUGUGUAGUAGAGAAGGAAAGCAAAGCUGGCAUUACCACACUUGCUUCUAGUAAACCCUGUGAGCAUGUUUCACCCUGUGGAGGUAGUAUCUUUGAAGGAUCGUCUGUCCAGCUGGGAAAACUCUGCUGCACUGGAGUGGAUUCAGAGGAGGAGGAGGAUUCCAGAUCUAGUUCAUCAGGAGAACAUGCCACACUUCAAGUUUGUGACGUAUCACCAGUUCAUGACUGUGAUCUUUAUCUUGAAAUGGUGAAGAACACAAAAUCUAUUCCUGAAUACUCAGAAGUGGCCUAUCCAGAUUAUUUUGGCCAUAUUCCACCCCCAUUUAAGGAGCCUAUUCUGGAAAGGCGAUAUGGAGUGCAGAGGACAAAAAUCUGUCAAGAUAUUGAAAGGCUGAUUUAUCAAAAUGACAUUAUAGAUAGAGUUGUGUAUGACCUUGAUAAUUCGAGUUUUUCUGUACCAGAGGAGGCAGAUGUUCUGAAGUUUAAUUCCAAAUUUGAAUCUGGAAACCUGCGCAAAGUUAUUCAGAUCAGAAAAAAUGAGUAUGAUCUAAUUCUGAACUCAGAUAUAAAUAGCAAUCAUUAUCAUCAGUGGUUCUACUUUGAAGUCAGUGGAAUGAAAACUGGCAUUGGUUACCGGUUUAACAUCAUCAACUGUGAAAAGUCAAACAGUCAGUUCAACUAUGGUAUGCAGCCCCUCAUGUAUUCUGUUCAGGAAGCACUACGUUGUCGACCAUGUUGGACUCGUGUUGGGACAGAUAUUUGUUACUACAAGAAUCACUUUUCAAGAAGUUCAAUUGCUGCUGGGGGCCAGAAAGGAAAAUCCUAUUACACAAUUACAUUCACAGUGACUUUCCAACACAAAGAAGAUGUGUGCUACUUUGCUUACCAUUAUCCAUAUACAUACUCAACUUUAAAGAUGCAUCUUAGGAAGCUGGAAUCUAUGCACAACCCUCAACAGAUAUAUUUUCGGCAUGAUGUUCUCUGUAAGACCCUGGCUGGCAACAGCUGUCCAUUAGUCACUAUUACAGCCAUGCCAGAGUCCAAUUACUAUGAACAUAUCUAUCAGUUCAGGAAUCGUCCUUAUAUAUUCCUGUCUGCUCGUGUGCAUCCUGGAGAGACUAAUGCAAGCUGGGUUAUGAAGGGAACACUGGAAUACCUUAUGAGCAAUAGUCCAAAUGCACAGUCUUUACGGGAAUCUUAUAUUUUCAAAAUUAUUCCCAUGCUCAAUCCAGAUGGUGUCAUCAAUGGAAACCACCGUUGCUCUUUAAGUGGAGAAGAUUUAAACAGACAGUGGCAAAAUCCAAAUCCAGAUCUGCAUCCCACUAUUUACCAUGCUAAAGGGUUACUGCAAUAUCUGGCUGCUAUAAAACGUUUGCCUUUGGUCUACUGUGAUUAUCAUGGUCAUUCUCGUAAAAAGAAUGUAUUUAUGUAUGGCUGCAGCAUCAAAGAGACAAUGUGGCAUACAAGUGUUAAUGCUGCCUCUUGUGACCUAAUGGAAGACCCUGCUUACAGGGCACUCCCCAAAAUCCUGAGUCACACUGCCCCCGCAUUCUGCAUGGGCAGCUGCAGCUUUGUAGUGGAAAAGUCCAAGGAAUCUACAGCACGAGUUGUUGUCUGGAGAGAGAUAGGAGUACAAAGGAGCUACACAAUGGAAAGCACAUUAUGUGGAUGUGACCAGGGCAAGUAUAAAGGACUGUGUCUUCCUGUGAUUAGCGUAGUGGAGCCCCAGCUAUGAUUGGGGUCUUCGAAAGUUAAUGAUGUGCAAACAAAUACAAAACAAAGCCAAAAAAUUGGUCUCUGUGGAUAAGGUACUGCACUGAGUGAGGAGAACUGAUUUCUGUUCCCAGCGGGGUCAGUGACAUGCUGUGAGACACUGUGCAAAUCGCUUCAACCCUCUCUGCCUCCAUUUCUCCAUCAGUACAGUGAGGAUAAUUCUUCCUUUAUUAAUAAGUGCUUUGAAACCUACAGCACAAAAGCAUUAUAAAAGAGGUAAGUAGUAUUACUAUUAAGAAUAAUACUCAACUAUUCAACUCUUGUUCACUGCUAACAGGUUUCAGUACCAUUUGGCCGGAGGAUGGCACUGUUCAGAAUCAUGGAUAUAGAUUUAUCUUUCUUGUUACUAAAAAGCACCUUGUUUAUGAGUACUAUCAAGGCAAAAAAAGAACUCAGAAGAAAAAUCAAACUUUUCUUCUAUUAAGUAUGUUCAAAACAGCACAUGGAGACUGUAUGUGUACCAUUUCUGGAGCAACAUACUUUCUUUUAAACCUUGCAUUUUAAAAUGCAGUGUCAGUGUGGCAACACAUACAAAGCUUGUGUGUCUUUUCCCUGGCUUUUGGUAAAAAUUCCUGCUUCAUUCUUUUUUGCUUCUUUCAUACUUGAUGACUUAGCUUACCACCAAUUCCUGGCUCUUCUGUUUCCCUGUUCGUAUUGUCAAAGCGUCUUUUUAACUAAUCUGUAUGUUAAGGAGUUGAGAAGAUCCAAGCUAAAGUCCUUUUAGAUUCUCCAGAGAUGCAGAAAUUGCAAAGCGGGAAAUUGAGUCGAGUUGUACCACUGAAUUUGCUAGUGUAUAUACAGUUAGUACUAGCCAAUAACAUAACUCUUGAGGCUCAGUCUAAAUUACACUCCUUUUAUAAAGUAGUUGAGGUCAGAGGUUAUGUCCCUAUAUACUGCACUUCUGGCUAAAUUAAAAAUGUACAAUUACCUGAUGGGAGGAUUUAUUAGAUAUGUAAACUUGGAGAGCAUUACAUAAGUUCUACCUUCUAAAUAGUUUUUGCAGAGGAAAAUGCCUGGCCAUAUAAUUCAAGUUAGAAAAGAGCUAUAGAUUUUGAGAAUUCGUUUGUUAGUUUUAAUUACUAAAUACGUGAAUAAAUGCUUUCAGAAUUAACACAUAUAGCCUCUAACUUAUAGCGGGGAAGAGACAUCUGUCUCAUGGAGUAACUGCUGCCUUAGGUAGUCUUACCUAUGUGUCAAAACAUAGCAAUGAAUUUGAUCACAUCUAUGAUAUUAAUUCUCUCCUUCUUAAAAUUCUGUUUGAUGAAAUUUAUAUUGAGAAAUCUUGUAUUUUAAAUUCUUAUUUUAAAAUAAUUUAUAGUUAUGAACCUAGACAUUAUCUAGGUUCAUAUCUCUGCCUCUUUUCCGAUACUACUGGGAAAAGAUUUGUUAAUUUUGGGGUGUUAGAAGUGUAGACUAGGAAGCUCCCAAAAAUGUGAAUGCGUCUGUUCAACCUUGAAGGAAUCAUGUAGGUAUUCCUGAGUCUUCUCUGAUACUCUAAGUGUUUAUUCUACAAAUUUGAUUUGUUCUGUCUUUAAAAGCAAGAGAAUGUAUUAAAUAAAGUAAGAAAAUAUUAACCUAAAGAGCUAUUCUGCAGUAUGUGUGCGUUAAUCUGCCUGUACCUAUUUUGUAUUUUUAAAUCUUAUUUUCAAAUUAGGGAUUGCAGAUAGGUACAAGAGAACUGGAGGAGAUGGGAGCAAAGUUCUGUGUUGGCUUGCUGCGUUUAAAAAGAAUGUCCUCACCUUUGGAAUACAAC
This is a messenger RNA of Camarhynchus parvulus, 5503 nucleotides long. It is a transcript of the gene AGTPBP1, whose product is annotated as ATP/GTP binding protein 1. The transcript is spliced from 26 exons. The record is from RefSeq and is a predicted model, not a curated record. The coding region runs from base 320 to 3712 and encodes 1130 amino acids. Lineage: Eukaryota; Metazoa; Chordata; Aves; Passeriformes; Thraupidae. Gene Ontology annotation, molecular function: zinc ion binding; metallocarboxypeptidase activity. Gene Ontology annotation, biological process: proteolysis; C-terminal protein deglutamylation; protein side chain deglutamylation.